UUUUAUAGACCGACGCUCACGAGAAGUGUCUCGGAAUCGGGUUUUAUUAGCAAAAUGAAGUCUGGGGGCCGAAAUGUGGUCGUGUUUUAUGGCUCCCAAACGGGAACCGCCGAAGAGUUUGCCGCCCGUCUGGCCAAAGAGGCCACGCGUUAUGGUAUGAAAGCGAUGGUCGCCGACCCCGAAGAGUGCGAUAUGGAGGAGCUCUCGAAGUUGACUGAAAUCGAGAACUCGAUCGCCGUGUUCGCGGUGGCCACGUAUGGUGAGGGAGAUCCCACUGAUAACGCACAAGAGUUUUACGAAUGGCUCCAAAACGGUGGCGCAGAUCUGACUGGUUUACGAUUUGCUGUGUUUGCAUUGGGAAACAAGACGUACGAACACUACAACAAAAUGGGGAAAUACCUGGACGUGAGGCUCGAGGAGUUGGGCGCCACCCGGGUCUACGAGUUGGGACUGGGAGAUGACGACGCGAACAUUGAAGAGGAUUUCAUCACUUGGAAGGAGAAGUUCUGGUCAUCGGUUUGCGAACAAUUCGAUUUGCAGACCGGAGAGGAAGUCAGUUCCAGACAAUACGAACUCAUCUCCUAUGACGACGACAACACUAUCUCUGAUGACAAAGUAUUUCACGGAGAAGUGGCUCGACUUAACUCUUAUGCCAAUCAAAAAGCACCCUUUGACACUAAGAAUCCGUAUUUGUCUCCGGUUUUGGUCAAUAGAAACCUCUAUAACAGCGAACGUAAUUGCCUUCACAUUGAGUUAGGACUUACCGGAUCUAAACUGAGAUAUGAGGCCGGAGAUCAUGUGGCCGUCUAUCCCAAGAACGACACCAAUUUGGUCGAACGCAUCGGACAACUGCUGGAAAUGGAUUUGAAUAAAGUGUUUGCGCUGAAGAACUUAGACGAGGACAGCUCCAAAAAGCAUCCCUUUCCGUGUCCCACGUCCUACAAGACUGCGCUCACGUUCUACACCGACAUCACGAGUACUCCCAGAACUCAUGUGUUGAAAGAAAUCUCGGAAUACGCGACGAACGAAGAGGACAAGGCUUUCCUCAAGAAGAUCAGUUCGCCCACCGAUGAGGGCAAACAGCUGUACGCCGAGUGGGUGAUCAAGAAUUGUCGCUCUAUUGUCCACAUUCUGGAGGACUUGCCGUCCGUGAAGCCACCGUUGGAUCAUUUGCUGGAACUGUUGCCGCGACUGCAGCCGCGAUACUACUCCAUCUCGUCGUCGCCUAAAUUACAUCCCGAUUCGGUUCACGUGACGGCCGUUGUGGUCGAGUAUGAGACGGGCACUAAUCGCGUGAAUAAGGGAGUGGCCACCAAUUGGUUGAAGGCUAAGCUGCCGGGGAGUGAUAAUGGCCACAAAGUGUUGGUUCCUAUUUUCAUACGUCGCUCGCAGUUCCGAUUGCCGGCCAAACCGCAGACGCCCGUCAUAAUGAUAGGUCCGGGCACUGGUUUGGCGCCAUUCCGGGGCUUCAUUCAGGAGCGCUGGCACAUGAGGCAGAGCGACAAACCCGUAGGCGAUACCAUAUUGUACUUCGGCUGCCGAAAGAAGUCCGAAGACUACCUCUACGAGGAGGAGCUCACCAAAUGGGUGGCCGACGGGACGCUCACCAAACUGUACGCCGCCUUCUCCCGGGACCAGAACCACAAGAUAUACGUCACCCAUCUCUUGAAGAAUAACAUGAAAGAGAUCUGGAAUAUAAUUGGCGACAAAGAGGGACACAUCUACGUGUGCGGGUAUGUGGACAUGGAUGUUGUGCAU
Messenger RNA from Oppiella nova, 1758 nucleotides. NCBI's taxonomy places the organism in Eukaryota, Metazoa, Arthropoda, Arachnida, Sarcoptiformes, Oppiidae. The record is from the annotation of a GenBank genome assembly.